Molecule: messenger RNA, 1169 nt
Organism: Alligator sinensis (Chinese alligator)
Lineage: Eukaryota; Metazoa; Chordata; Crocodylia; Alligatoridae
Gene: SELENOM
Product: selenoprotein M
Exons: 4
Coding region: 1-378 (125 amino acids)
Cellular component (GO): endoplasmic reticulum lumen
Molecular function (GO): oxidoreductase activity
Source: RefSeq, a predicted model, not a curated record
AUGAGGGGCUUGGAUCUCAUGACAGUGAAGGCCUUUGUCACCGAGGACAUCCCUCUGUACCACAACCUGGUGAUGAAGCAUCUCCCUGGAGCUGACCCUGAACUGGUGCUCCUCAACAUCAGAUAUGAGGAACUAGAGAGAAUUCCCCUGAGUGACAUGACCCGGGAGGAGAUCAACCAGAUGGUCCAGGAGCUGGGUUUCUAUCGCAAGGAGUCACAAGAUGCCCCAGUGCCUGAGGAAUUCCAGCUUGCCCCCGCCAAGCCCCCGCUCCCCCUGCAGGCAAAAGAGGAGAACUCCAAAGUCUCACCCUCUGAAGCUUCUGCAGCCAAGAAUGAGAGCCCGACUGAACCCAACAACCAGGAACACCCUGAUCUCUAGGGAGCAGCAGGUUGUCUGUGGGGUCAGGUGCAUAGGGUGGGCUUGCAAGAGGAAGGGUUAGGGGUGUAGCUUGGAAGUUGUGUAUUUGCUUCAGUCUCUAGCAUGCUAGUAACUGAGCUUUUAGAUGGCUGUAGCAGUUUGACUCAGCAGCAGUGGGUUGGCUGGGACUGGAGCAAGUGCACAGGCAGAUCUGGGAUAGGGUGAGGAGGAGGACAUGGGCUGAGUUGGGUUGGACAGAGAACUUACCCCACACCAUUGCUUGGGUGACACAGCCUGUCCCCCCAGUGGUGCCAGCAGCAGCUUCAGUUCCUGGACAGCUAUUUUAUAGAGCAGUCACUCUGCAUUCUGUGUGCUUGCCCACAGCUGCAGCUGAAUGGAGCUGGGGCUGAUGUCAGGCACAGGGAGUGUCACUUGUACCAUGUGAGAGCAUCCUUAUCUCUCCCCACCCUGCUUUGCCAUUGCCCUUCCUCCCCUGUAGCCUGACUGCUAAGCUCCGGGUGUUUGCUCCAAUCUCUUUGGGGACUAAUUUGUCUGGAACAUGAUGGCCUUUGUGCUUUCCAUUAGCAGGGACCCCUAAGGUGUGGGGGACCAGGCUUAGUGCUUCUAUGCACAGGCAAUCCCUGUCUGCAAGGGACAGAAUGAAGCCCUCAGUGAAAGCUCUGGGAGCUGGGGGCAGAAGAGCUGAGUCCCAGAGGGCAUGGGAGAGCUGCAUGCAGGAAAGCGCAACCAGGUCCCAAGGGUGCUGGAAUCUGAUUGCUUGUAUCCAACUGGAGUAAAGUCUCUUUCAUCCA